AUUUGCAUUGUUGUAACAAAAUUUCUUUAUGUAUAUUGAAAUUUCACCUUUUAUAGAAAUUAUAUGUUAAUAGGUGGGUACGUGGUUGCGUGGAAGGGGCUGGAAAAAGAAUGUCUGAGUAAACAUGAGGGAAUAACUUCAAGAACGUAAGAACAAAUCUUUUUGUUGAACAUGAAAUUUGGCGACCAUGUUUAAGUUUUAUGCCCUGUCAGAGAAGUCCUGUUCGCAGGGGUAGUACGGCACAUGGAAGGCUGAAAGUGCGGGUCCAAUGCUCUGCGGUAAUUGGUAUAGGCAAAGCUGUCCUGACAGUUAUGCCAUGGUAACUUGCUAACGAGGCAAAGGUGUUGCCUAGAGUGGCAUGAUGUUGAAUACCAUGUUCGCUUAGCUGAAUCAUUGCUGUUCACCUUUUUCGAUAAAAGAGCAGUGUCAAAAGCCGCUACACUGAGGCGACAACCAGGAUAGCUAAAGUCCCUUUCCUUUUUACUUAAGUACCGACAGCUGCCUCCUUUUCCGGACCGCUCUCACGCGCAGCUGGCGUCUGCCGCCAUUUUCUUCCUAACUUGGAAGAUUUACAAAGCCAUGUGCGUCUAAGUACAUCAGCCACGCAUCUUUCAGCGAACAAUAUGCUAAUGCGAUGUGCCUUUCUCCUCUCGUCAACCCCUUGUCAUUAGUGAACAGGGGACGCGUUUCACCGGGUGCUGGAAAAGCGUUGGGAAGAACAUGGCUGCCGAAAACGAGCGUUAGCCAAUGAGAUUUGUCGGCGGCGCUUCAAUGGUUGUCGGUACUCAAUAAAGAACAGGGAAAAUCUAGGGACUCUAAGGAUAGCCAUACUGUAGUGCCGCAUUCUGUUUUGCAACUUCACAUGUGCGAGCUACGUUCAAGGAAGUGAGAAAGAUUUGCUCCUGCAUUGCAAAUUCCAAUCGCUGCCUUUCAUUCGUCUCAUCAUCAGCUUGACUGCGCCCACUGCAGGGCAAAGGCCUUUCCCAUGUUUCGCCAAUAAACCUGGUCCUGUGCUUGCUGCAAACUUCUUAAUUUCAUCUGCCCACCUAACUUUAUGUGUCCCCCUCACGUGCUUGCCUUCUCUUGGAAUUCAAUCUGUUACUUUUAAUGACCAGCAGUUAUCUUGCCUUUGUGCUACAUGCCCCACCCGUGUCUGUUUCUUAAUUUCAACUAAGAUGUCCUUAACAUCCAUUUGUUCCCUCACCCACUUUGCUUUCUUCUUGUCUCUUAGGCUUACACCUAUAAUUUUUCUUUCUAUGGAUCGCUGCGUUGUCUGCAAUAAGCGGGACGAUAGAAUGCGGAACUAUGCAGAACCACGGUGGAGGACGAAGUAGUUUCUCGUGCGCUUUUUCAUGGCGUUUACCACUGGUUGCGCUUAACACAAAGGUCGCGCUUGACUGUGCACACGUGAGCAAACGUCCAUGGCUUCCGACACGUUCAUGGAAAAAAUUUUGUUUGCACUAAACGCCAUAAAGCUGACUCAGCAGACACACACACAGUGCUUCAGUGAACUAAUCAAGAAAGUGGACGAUGCACCUUUGCACUCAACGGACAUUCCUGACUUGCCAUUUUCAACUGUAGAGGACUUGUUGAGAUAUGAUGAAGAGCUUGGAGCCAAAAGUGAAGCAAGGGUUGCAAUGAAAAAGCACAUGGCCAUACAAGGAGGUGAAAGCACGCAGCAAAAAACGUCCCGCAUCUUCAAGAGCAUGCUCUCUUGGAAUGUUGCUGUACAGUUCAGCUGGUUUGGAGCUAAAGGGAAGAAGAAGUUCAGUGACCUGAACAUCUGCAAGCUGAUGUGUAGCAGCCUGACCAAUGACACGUCCUUCAGGGCCACCCUGAAAGACACAGAAAAAGCUGGCAUGUCAUGGUUCCGACAUGCUCCCGAGAGGGCGGCAGGAGAAAGGUCAACAGAGGCUGACUCAGCGUGAUAUGGUUAUUUAAAGUGACUAACAAUUAUUUUUAUUAUACUCAUUCUUUUUUCCGCUUAGUGUCAACGCAAAGCUUGCCAGUUCAUUGUGCAUUAAUAUAGUUCACUUCGUUGAACAGAAUAAAAGUAUUUUUUUCUGUA
This is a messenger RNA of Rhipicephalus sanguineus (brown dog tick), 2068 nucleotides long. RefSeq lists its product as uncharacterized. The coding region runs from base 1422 to 1928 and encodes 168 amino acids. The transcript is spliced from 6 exons. The record is from RefSeq and is a predicted model, not a curated record. NCBI's taxonomy places the organism in Eukaryota, Metazoa, Arthropoda, Arachnida, Ixodida, Ixodidae.